This is a messenger RNA of Triticum urartu, 878 nucleotides long. NCBI's taxonomy places the organism in Eukaryota, Viridiplantae, Streptophyta, Magnoliopsida, Poales, Poaceae. The record is from RefSeq and is a predicted model, not a curated record.
GGUGCGUCUCAUGGCACCGCAUUGGCAUUGGGAUCGCGCACUGUCCGGACGCCCCGGCGCCAUGGCCAGCCUUGCCAGAGUGUGUUCGCUACUGCUUGUUGGCGUCGCCGUCGUCCUGCUCCUGCCCGGCACGUACGGGUGGCACGAGAGCAACUGCCCGCCGGGACAUGGCGGUGGUGGUGGUGGUGGUGAUCCUGGACACCACCACCCGCCCCACCACGGCAAGCCGCCCAAGCACCACCACGGCCCUCCGUCGGGCCACAAAUGCCCGCCGUGCCACCCGCCGCCGACGCCGCGUCCACCGCCGACUCCACCAUACGGCCCUCCUACGCCACUGCCACCGCCGUACGUGCCGCCCACGCCGAGCCCACCGCCCUACACCCCGCCGACGCCACCGUACAUUCCUCCAAGUCCGCCGUACGUGCCACCAACGCCACUUCCACCGCCAUACGUGCCACCAUACGUCCCGCCGACGCCGCCAUACACUCCGCCCUACGUCCCGCCAACUCCACCAUACACGCCGUCACCGCCCUACGUGCCACCGACACCGCCCUACGUGCCGCCGCCGUCGCCGGGGCCGGGGAGGAAGACGUGCCCGAUCGACGCGCUGAAGCUGAACGCGUGCGUGGACGUGCUGAGCGGGCUGGUGCACCUGGUGAUCGGGCGGGAGGCGCGGAGCAAGUGCUGCCCGCUGGUGCAGGGGGUGGCGGACCUGGACGCGGCGCUGUGCCUCUGCACCACCAUCCGGGCGCGGGUGCUCAACAUCAACAUCUACCUCCCCGUGGCGCUCCGGCUGCUCAUCACCUGCGGCAAGCACCCGCCCAACGGCUUCCAGUGCCCCACCGACCUCGACGCCUAGCCUGCAUAGUCCAUAGCCU